Molecule: messenger RNA, 1776 nt
Organism: Hippocampus comes (tiger tail seahorse)
Lineage: Eukaryota; Metazoa; Chordata; Actinopteri; Syngnathiformes; Syngnathidae
Gene: zmat5
Product: zinc finger, matrin-type 5
Exons: 6
Coding region: 183-701 (172 amino acids)
Cellular component (GO): U12-type spliceosomal complex
Molecular function (GO): zinc ion binding
Source: RefSeq, a predicted model, not a curated record
GCCGCUGCCGGUCUGCCGCCUCGCUGUCGUCCUUUUCCUCGAACUGCUGAGCCGCCGACUUGGACACCUUCUCGCCCGCUUUCCUCUUCCAGCCAAAGGACGCCAUGUUGCUGGGGUUAUUUGAAAGGUAAAGGCAACUGAAAGCUGUGAUUCUGGGAUUAAAAAAACAAACCGCAGAGACCAUGGGAAAAAGAUACUACUGCGACUACUGUGAGCGUUCCUUCCAGGACAACAUGCACAACAGGAAAAAGCAUCUUUUUGGCGUGCAGCACCAAAGAGCUAAAAAGGCCUGGUUUGAUCAUUUCAGAGGCUAUGCAGAUAUUUUAAAAGACGAACAGGCAAAGAAACCCUGCAGGAAGUUCCUCCAAAGAGGCAUUUGCGAUUUUGGCCCCAGCUGCAGGUUUUCUCACAUGUCCGAGGCAGAGAUGUUCAAUUUGCGAAGGAAGAUGCAAGAUGAGAGACGGCGCUUGGAGGGCUGGGAGGACCCGAGCGAGGCCGAGCCCAGCCUGGACGUGUGGCUGUCCACCAGGGAGAAGAGGAGAAGCGGCCGGGCCAGCAAAGGUCUGCAAGACGAGCGGGAGGAGGACCUGACGCAGAGCGACAUCCCGCCGCAGAUCUUCUCCAUUCCGGAUCUGCCACCCUCGCUGGUGCCGCCUCCUCCAGGUGGCUGGAAAAUGGACAGCAAUGCGAAAUGGGGAUGAUUGAUUGGAUUAUUGAGUUGACAAUAUUAGCUGGAUUAAAAUCAUGCCAUUUUUUUUUUUUUUUUUACAUUUUACAACAUUAAAAAAUUACAAAAAAUCUGCUGAUUUUUGUCAAUAUUUCUAUAUACUGUAAAGUCAUACAAUGUGCUCCAAUGUGAUCUGCUUGGUAAAUGGGAGACAUUCAGUACAAUUAAUUUUUUCUUUGUGCUGAUUGGGCGACGGGGCAACUUGUGCACGCCUACAAACUUCUUUUGACCAAUCAGGGCAACGGAUAAAAAUGUCAUCACAUUGUGGAUUUUAAUUUUUUGUUUUUUUUUUACUUGGAUGUCGUGCAUUCAGACAGCAUUUACAUUACAUCUGUGUACACUUGAUAUGGACAAUUUAACACAAAUAAGUCAGAACUAACACACACACACUCACACACACGUUUAUAUACUGUAUUGCUGAUAAUUUUGCAAUAGAUCCAGCAUUAAAACUACAUUUUUUUUCAAAAGUGCUCCACACUUUUCACAUUAAAUACGACAUUUUGUGACAAAAGGCACCUGACAGAAAUUAUACAUCCACCUUUUUGAGGAACAAUUUCAGACAAAAAAAAAAUUAAAAAUACACGUCGACAUUCACAAUAUCUUUUGCUACAAUCGCGAUUAUUUCUGUAUGUACAUUCACAUCAAACCUGCUACUUUACAUGAUAUGUCUUCAUGAGGAGGUAAUGGCGAAUGGCAUGUCACGUUCCACAAUCUUCAUCAUCAUAUGUACACAUAUUUAUUGCAAGUUGAAGUUCAAACUAAGACGGGGGAAAAACAAAAAUAGAUUCAAGUCUGAAAAGUGCAUGAUCGUUAUAUUACAUAACAGCAUGGAAAACCUUUGAGCGUAUCCCUGAUAUCAAGCUUAAGGUCGAUCCACUCGUACAUUCUUUGCCCUCAUUACUAAUUAGCGCACAAGUGGUCCAUCUGUGUUUCACUAGUAGCACGGAAUUGUCUUACUAGUGCGAAAAAAAGAGGCGCUCAAGCUGGAUAUCAAGUAUAUCGCGUAAACAGCUUUCAUGUCAUCUAAAUAAAUGUGUUUCUGCAGUUUU